Messenger RNA from Eriocheir sinensis (Chinese mitten crab), 5286 nucleotides. RefSeq names its product protein ENL-like. Bases 1306 to 2271 code for a protein of 321 amino acids. The transcript is spliced from 5 exons. NCBI's taxonomy places the organism in Eukaryota, Metazoa, Arthropoda, Malacostraca, Decapoda, Varunidae. The record is from RefSeq and is a predicted model, not a curated record.
AUUGAGAGUUCAUAGGUCUCAUUUUUUUUCCACUUGCCUCAUGUCGUGUCAGCUUGACCUCCUGACACCUGACUAAGGACUGUAACCACUCUCUUUAGUCUUGCUCCUGUGCACGGAGGAGUAUUUAUAUUUUACUCAUUAUUUGCUGUUUAAUCGCCUUCACCUGCACUUUCGUCAUGCAUAUUAAUUUAACCAUGAUUUUUUUUAUUAUUUACACUGGUGCAAGCUGACUCCACUCAAUAAUGUAGUUAGUAAGUGGACCCUUGUUGACGAAUUAUCAACUCAAAUGAAGUUCAGUUUUGAAAUCCGCGGGACAAGGCCUCGCCAGGAAUGCCACGUUAUCGUACUCACCACACUGGAUUUUCCUAUUUCUAACGCAUAACGAUAUAAAAAAAACUACAAUUAACAUUUUUAGCAAUAACUAGAAAUGGGUAUCGUUAGUUUUAUGGGUGCGACGGUUUUUAGUCUGAAAGAGGCGAAUAUAAGACGCAGAGUACGACAAUCUGGCACCGUUGGGCCUCGCUUACACUGGGCGGUAAAGUGCGUGUGUGUUGCGCGCUUCUCGUUGCGGAUACCAGUGUUGUCAACUUGUCACCUUUUUUAAUUUUUUAUAGGGUAGCUAUAGACUCGAGGGACUGUACGUAGUAGCUAAUAUCCUUCAGAGCAGCUGAUGAAAUUGAAUGAAAUAUAUGCAGGAACACACUCAGGCGACACUCAGAACGAAAGUAGUUUCCGUAAUGCCGCGCAACUUAGCGGACUUAUGCGGAUGGGGUGUGGGCGGCGUCACGUGACCGUCUCCAUGGCAACCCGGGACGCCGGAGAGGGAGAGGGCCGAGAGGGAGUCAGCUGGCGCCGUGCCCUCAGACCCACUCCCAGGGGCGUGUGUGUGGAGCAAGAGGGCCAUCAGGGAUCAGAGGGCCUGUUAUGGCAUGGCUGGCGCGGCGGGGUACGUGAUGGCGUGUGUCAAUGAUAACCGUGCAGGAGGAGAGAGAAACAGCUUGAUUUUUUUAUUUUUUAUUGAGGAGUUGAUUGGUUGAUUGAUUGAUGGUUUAUCCUUGCAAAAGUACACAGUCAAGGAGAAGGGAGGAAUUAACAUGACAUCCCGACCCCAAGGCAAUACAUAAUGUGAUUUGCAAUGGAGAGAUGUUGAGGUUGAAGUGAGAGAUAUAUACCUACGCCUUGAGGAGGAGGAGGAAGGAGUGAAGGGGAGAGGGAGAGGAGGAAGAAGUGGUGUAUCGGUGGUCUGUUUUGUAACCCUCAUCACCACCAUCAUCACUUCCGUCAUCACCAUUCAUCACCACCACGAUGUUGACUCGCAGGGAGGUGGUGGUGGAGAAACCCUUCCGUGACAGACGCUACAAGGACCACAGAAGGAAGGUGAGGAGCGCCCUGCCCCGCAUCGACACCGGGCCGCCCGUGGAGUACCCGCACCUGGUGGUCAAACUGAAGAAGCUGCGGCUGGAGAGGGACCGUCAGGGCAAGAUCUGCGACGACAACAUCAAGCUGGUUCACCGCAUGGCCAUCAUCAUGAGGACCAAGAGGCUCGACAACAUUAACAAGGCGCCAAAAGGACCUUUUGAGCGAAGGAGAAAGCCCGUGGGAGGAGGCGGCGUGAGGGAGCAGAGGAAGGAGGAGGAGCGGUGGGAGGGCGGCUCCUUCCUCCAGCAGGUGACCUCGGAGGCAGAGAGGCACAUCAGGCCUCCCCCACCUGGCAGGAUGAUACAGCACCGCGCCCCCGCUGGAAUGUGCCGUGUGCCCCGCGUGGGUCCACCUCCCCCCGCGCCCCCCUUGCCCCGCCGCCGCCACCUCGUGCCCACCAUUAUGCUGCCACUCUCUUCCCCCAGGUCCCGCCAAAGCCCCUCGCCAAGCACAGGGUCGGGCAGGUCUUCCUCACACCGCAGGGGCCGAGAAACCACCCGCCUCACGCCCUUGCCCAGUGCCAACCGCCGGGCCAGCAUCACCCCUUCAGCGGCUUCGCCACAAGACGAGAACUCGAGCUCAGCUGGGGACGGAACCGCUGACCUCGGGGAAGAGUACUCGAGCGACGAAGUGGAGGAGUCUGAGGCGGAGGAGGAAGUGGAUGAGGAGGAGGUGAAGGAGAAGAAUGAGGUGGAGGAUGAGGAGGAGGUCGAGGAUGAGGCUGAGAAUGAGGAUAAUAAGGAGGCGGAAGAGGAGGUUACGGAUUCCGAUGAUCAUGUCUCGUCCGUUCUCCUGAGUCACCACCCGAAUAUCACCAUUGACGAGGCCAGCGACGACGAGUUUUAUUCAUGAGGACAGGACUCGAGGGUAAUGACUUCCAUCCAGCGAGCAUCCACUUAGAAAAUAAUAGGCUUGUAAUAAAUUAAGACGAUGAUGAUGAACAUAUACGUGUAAUGAUGCGUUCAUGUGUGUGUGUGUGUGUGUGUGUGUGUGAGAGAGAGAGAGAGAGAGAGAGAGAGAGAGAGAGAGAGAGAGAGAGAGAGAGAGAGAGAGAGAGAUUAUCCCUUGUAUAUGAGCGCUUUCGGUGUUAGGUUACAUAGAUGUUGUCCGUGAUGAAAAAACUUGUCUUCGUUAUGGUAGAGCUACCCAGUCUUCUGUACCAAGGUAUUAAAGUGGUUUCCUAAUAGUAUUAUGCCAGAAUACUACAGUAGAAAGGAAUCCAUCUUAGUAAGGUAUUUGUUUAAGUAUAUCAGACAUUUUAUGAAAGCUGAUUUGUGCACUUUUUUAAAAAUAAAGCUGAUUUAAACAACAAAGGAGAAGGGGAGCAUGCCAUCCCAACCCCCAGGCAGUACAGAGUGUGAUUAUACAACUAAGGAUACAUAUGUGGAAGUAGAACCAGGAAACUAAAAAGAUACAAUGGUAAGGGACUCCGUUGAUGCAAACAUAUGACCUUUUUUUUUUUUUACCACCAUCAUCAAUGUCGCUAGGUCACUCCAGAGAAACUCCUUCAAAGCGUUUUCCAUCUCCUUUUGUUCGCCUUCUUUAAUUUCUCCCAUUUUUCUUGUGGAGUAAGUUUUUUUUUGUUUUUUUUUUUUUUUUUACAGCAGAGGAGACCGUGCAAGGGCGUAAAAAAAAAAAAGAAAACAAUAAUAAUAAAAAAAUCCCGCUACUUACUGCUCCUAAAUAGAGAGAGUGGCAGACCUUCACUUUUACGGAGUUAACGGUCAUUUUGAAACGCCGCGGGAGUAUCUUCUGGGAGCAGUGGUGCCAAAUAUCUACGUAACGGUUAUAAUGCAGAGACAUUAUGGUCUUACAUUUUACAAGAAUGAUAUAUUUUUUAUGCAGUAUGCGUGAAGUAUGCAUGAACUAACUAACGGAUUCCUUGACUUUUCGUUAUAUUUAAAAAAAAAAUGGAGAGUUGGCACCACUGCUCCAGGUAAACAAGAGGCGUGGCAACGGGAGGUGAGGGAGUGGGACUUUCUUUUCUGUCUGUAACUAUCUAUUUAUCUGUAUCUAUCUAUCUCUGCCACUUAUUUCUUCUAUUCCUCUGGUUUCCUCUCUGCUUCCUUCUUCCUGCCUGUUCCUCCUCGUCGUCGUCCUCCACACCUCACCGUUCUCCCUUUUCUCUACAUUAUUUUAUAAACUCAGUAUUAGCCCACAUUCUUCUAAGAUAAUAAAUAUAUUAGAGAAAUUCCAACCUUCCUCCUCCAGGACUCACCCCCUUGGAAAUUGGUUAUGCUCCCCUCUAUAGGAAGGUUUCAAAUAUAUUCCCUGUCCUUAGUGACAAUAAAGUGUAAUCUUAGCUCAUAUCCCUUGGGGUCACUAAAAGGUGAAUGCUGUGUAUAUGUAUUUGUAUCCACCCCACGGAGAGACUUGUCCCCCUCACUCCAUGGAAGCUUUACUAAAUAUUACUGGUUGAUUUUUAUUGUUCUAUUGUCUAUUGUGUAAGAGUUUACUGCAUGUGGCAGGACUUGAUAUUGGUAUUCCAGGGUCACCACAUUCACGUGACAAUUAAAUAUUAAAAAAUUUUGCAUGAAAAGAAGGGUUCCUUGCUUUAACUGUUCUCCAAUUCACAGUGGACAAAUGGACACAGUUUGUAAUAGUAUUUUCUAGAGAAAUGGAAAAUUUAAUGUUAUGAAUAAAUGAAAUGUCAUGUUUUUCUCUGCUUUUUGUGGAUAAUUGUUUAUUUAUUUAUUUUUAUUUAUUUAUUUAUUUUUUAUUUUACUGGGGCUGCUGGGCUAUAGCACCGGUAGGCUUUCUUGAGGGGCCUGGUGGUCGGCCCCAGCCCCUUGUGUCUUAGGCAAGUGUUUAUAGUGGCGCCAUCUUACCUGAUAGAAAACAAAUCAAAGAGAACUUGGCUGUAUAUGGUAAUAAUAUGAUAAACUAAUGCUCCUGAUUUUUUUCAGUGUGUUCUGUGAAAGUUUAAUAAAAUCAGUGAUUUAUUUCUCUCUAAUUUUAUUUGUUGAUUGAUCUUCCUUUUGUGUGACUGGUGUCACUAUAACUUGGUUCCAAUCAUGUUAUGAGUUUUGAACAUUUCAUAAGGCUUUUCAGUCAACCCUUCCUGCAUUAUCACCAGGACCUUGAAUGCACAAUACAGAUUUCUACUCUGCUAAAUGCUUCUUUUAUUAUGAUAUCCUUUAACAGAGUGGAAAGGAGUGGACAGUUUCCUCACAGCCUUGCCCCUUGUUACCUGGCAGUCCUUAUAUAGGUUACCAGUGGUGAGUCUUGCGUUAUGGUGUACAUCCUUGGGGGAUGACUCUUGUAAACCUUCUCCUAUAGCACUUGCCUGUGACUCCUUAUCAUGGGGAAGGUUGACUCUAAAGGAAUAGACCUAACUCUGGGUAUCUAGUUUGGAUUUUUAUAAGCAUCAGAUCAUACAAUUUUUUUCUAUACAAGUACCAUUAUCCUUGGCCUUCAAAACAGUGUCAAACAGGGAUCCAGUAAAUAUUAGGCAGACAGAGACGAGCCUUUGCGUUCACUAUGUAGGAUUAUUAGUUUCAGGUCUUAUUAUGCUUUUUCUUGGCAUGGGAGACCUGCUGCAGAAUCUUUCCCUCUUUCAUGUGUGAAUAAAUUAUAUGUAGUGAAAGUUCUCCUCAGUUUUGAUGCCAAAGUUAUACUCGCAGUAAAUACUACGUUUUGAGCCCGAUGACAGUUAUUUUGCAAAGAACAGGAAUAUACAUAAAAAGUAUAAGUUUACUGAUAUCUGUAAGAGGAGAAAGUUGAAGACCAAUAGAAAUAAAAGAUGAUCAGUGGUUCCUGAAAGAUGGAGUUAAAUUACAGAGUUAAUAACCAACAUAAAGCACAAGUGCUGAGUGCAAAGUGUGUGUAACCAUUAUCUGUUAAAGUUGUGGUAAAGGUUAGGGAAUG